Protopolystoma xenopodis is the source of this 504-nucleotide messenger RNA. The record is from the annotation of a GenBank genome assembly. Lineage: Eukaryota; Metazoa; Platyhelminthes; Monogenea; Polystomatidea; Polystomatidae.
AUCCUCACGCCUCUGUUGGAACGUGCCCUGAUUGACAACCAGGUGAAUUUCGUUAGUCUCCUGUUGAGGCACGGUGUCGAGAUGCGGCCGUUCCUGACGCAAAAGCGGUUGCAUAAUCUCUACAAUGUGAUUCCAGACAAAAAGACACUCAGCAACCUUUUUCUUUGCUUCGAGGUCAAUCUGGUAUCCAAGAAACCGGGAAAGACCUCUUCUAGCCACGAGAAUCGACCCAGCCAUGCUCUUUUGACAUCGCUCAUGUCGCAGGUCGCCACUACUGCGGGUCAGGAUGGAGGACCAGCUUUCCAGAUGUUUUCGCUCGACAAUUCGCAGGGAGGCUCGGCCAUCUCAAAACCGCAGUCGGCGUGCACUGAAAAGAUGAGUAAUUCAGACAACACAAUCCACUUAUGCCACAUUCGGAUUCUGCUCGAGAAGGUCGUCGGUCGAUGCACUCAUCAAAUGUAUGAUAAAGAUAGACCGGUAGGUGCCUUUGUCCAGGAUCCUUAG